AUGGGCACGACCUCCGGUAUAAUGUGGCUCCUCCUGGCACAGUCUGCUUCUGCAGGGCUUCUCAGCGGCCAGGUGCUGGAAGAGAUCUGCGGUACCCAGGACCUUACCUUGUCACCCGCCAACCCAUGCUUCUUUCGGCUCUUCAGUAUGGCGCAGGUCUGGGACGAGUGUGAGAGGCACAAGGACGGGAAAUCCUGCCUUGCAUCCUGCUUUUCAUCCAGCUACUGCGAAAGCUUGUGCGAGCAUUCGCAAAGUGCAAAGUGCGAGGCGCAAUGCCCCAAGCUGGUCGCCUGCAUGGAGGAUGUCAACGGUGCUGCAGCGACACGGUCCUGUUUCGGCGGAUCGAUGCCGUCUUCCUCCGAGGACGAGAGGUCGCCCCUGGAGGAUUGGCUGAGUUUGGCCGGUGUCGGCACUGAUGCGCAGGCGCAGGCCGACCUUACGCUGGCAGAGGAGACGCAGGCGGCACCUUCGCCGGCCGUCGCUCCAUCUCCCCUGGCUUCGGUCUCUCGACAUCAGGUGCCCAUGCCGCUGGCACCAAGCCCGGCGGCAACGGUGCGCCGCAUGACCGACCGGGUGAUCCCGGCACCUUCGCCGGAGCAGGCCAUCGCGCCCAGCCCCUUCAGCGCCGAGGUGGUGCUGAGACCGAGCCUCGCCGUUUCGACGACGGUUGCGACAACACCACUCCCAGUCUCUGCCGCUCCGGUCACCAGCCUCCCAGAACACAGGGCCGCGGCCCCUGUGGCCCCUGCAGCAGAGGCAGCCUGCCUCUGCAGCCUGACUGGAAAGCUUCAGGGCACCAGCACCGGGCGCCUGGGCUGCGCGGCCCAUGGUCAGGAGCCACAGGUGCACGCAGAAGCUCGCUACUGUUUCGUGGACGGCCCCUGCAAAGACAGGAACUUCCAAGCGGCGAAGUCCUCUGAGUUUCCAGGUCUAUACUUCAGAGAGUGCAGUGCCGUCGACAACCUUUUGGCGCUGUUUCCUCAAAGCUGUCGGGCUGGCAAACCACAGCAGGCAGCAGAGCUCCAGAGCACGAAGACGGCGCUCUCCAGACUUCGAAGCUUCGGCAAUGCUACGCUGACUGAAGGCGUCUCCGCUUCGCAGCCGUUGAUGCAUGCCAAGCGGCUCAUCCGAGACUUGGAUGCGUUGAAGGGCUCGGAGAAGGAGUCCAAGCUGAAGACACUCCAGGAGGAGGACAUCGGCGGAUAG
Symbiodinium necroappetens is the source of this 1206-nucleotide messenger RNA. The record is from the annotation of a GenBank genome assembly. Lineage: Eukaryota; Dinophyceae; Suessiales; Symbiodiniaceae.